Hippoglossus stenolepis (Pacific halibut) is the source of this 972-nucleotide messenger RNA. RefSeq names its product olfactory receptor 1361. The record is from RefSeq and is a predicted model, not a curated record. The transcript has a single exon. Gene Ontology annotation, biological process: G protein-coupled receptor signaling pathway. NCBI's taxonomy places the organism in Eukaryota, Metazoa, Chordata, Actinopteri, Pleuronectiformes, Pleuronectidae. Gene Ontology annotation, molecular function: olfactory receptor activity; G protein-coupled receptor activity. Gene Ontology annotation, cellular component: membrane. Bases 1 to 972 code for a protein of 323 amino acids.
AUGAACUUAUUCAACUCAGCUCUGCGGAAAAACAUCACCUUCGUCCACCCGGCGUAUUUCAUAAUCAGUGGGUUCGCCGGCAUCCCAAAUAUAAAACUUUACUACGUCUUUCUGUGUUUUGUGUAUAUCUUUUCCGUGCUGGCAAACACUGCAGUCAUGGCCGUAAUAUGUUUGGAUCCCAAUCUGAGAACUCCAAAGUAUAUCAUAGUUUUUAACCUGGCCUUUACGGACCUGUUCAGUAACUCUGCUCUGGUGCCGAAGGUCCUGGACGUCUUCCUGUUCAACCAUCACCACAUCCCCUACAACGACUGCCUGACCUUCCUGUUCUUCUGCUACACCUGUCUCUCCAUGCAGUCUCUCAACCUGGUGGCUCUCUCCUACGACAGACUCAUCGCGAUCAUAUUUCCGCUGCACUACCAAGUGAAAGUGACCCACAGGUUCAUGCUGUGUUUGAUCGCCUCUUUCUGGGCCUUUGUUAUCGUCGCUGUGCUCAUAUCAGUCGGCCUCAUCACGAGACUCUCCUUCUGUGAGUCUGUGGUGGUUAACAGUUAUUUCUGUGACCACGGGCAGAUCUACCGGCUGUCGUGUAACGACCAUUACCCCAAUUAUGUGCUCAGUUGUUUGUACCCGGUUCUUAUUUUCUGGCUGCCACUCGUUUUCAUCUUGAUGAGUUACAUGUACAUCAGCUGCACUUUGGCCAAAGUGGCCACCGCUCAUCAAGGUCUCAAAGCCUUUAAGACGUGCAUCGGUCAUCUGUCAUUGGUGGCCGUUUACUUCAUCCCUCUGUUGAUCACAUUCACCCUGAUGGAGAAGAUCCAUCCAAAUGCCAGGAUCAUAAACCUGUCCCUGACCUCGGUCUUCCCCCCCAUGUUGAACCCCAUCGUUUACGUUCUGCAGACACAGGAAAUCAAAGAAUCUUUGAAGAAGUUGUUAAACAUCAAAGGGAAAUUCAAAAAAAUAACAGCAAUGUGA